Leptopilina heterotoma is the source of this 1634-nucleotide messenger RNA. It is a transcript of the gene Catsup, whose product is annotated as protein catecholamines up. Gene Ontology annotation, molecular function: zinc ion transmembrane transporter activity. The transcript is spliced from 3 exons. Bases 142 to 1287 code for a protein of 381 amino acids. Gene Ontology annotation, biological process: zinc ion transmembrane transport; intracellular zinc ion homeostasis. NCBI's taxonomy places the organism in Eukaryota, Metazoa, Arthropoda, Insecta, Hymenoptera, Figitidae. The record is from RefSeq and is a predicted model, not a curated record. Gene Ontology annotation, cellular component: membrane.
AUCUAGGUUGUUUCAUAUAAUCAUAGUUGAAAGUUUAUUUACCGUCAACGCGGCACCACAUAAAGUUAAAGAAAAUGAAAAAAGAAUUAUAAUUGAUUAAUUUACUACUUGAAAUUAGUUAGAAAAGUGCAAUUCGUUACAAUGUUACGAAUUGCAAAUAGUGAAUAUUUCUAUAGGAAUGUGCGGUCAAAAAUAUUUUACAUAUUUUUAUUAAGUUGCAUAGUGAUACCCAUAUUGUCGAAAGCACACGAACAUUCACAUGAUCACGAUCACGAUCACGAUCACGAUCACGAUCACGAUCAUGAUCAUGAUCACCACGAGCAUAAUCAUGAACCACCAAGUUUUAAAUAUUCGAAACAAGCAAAUGAAGAUUUUGCUGAUCAGAUAAAUUCAGCGCAUCAUAAACAUGCUGAAGACUCAAAACAAUCUACGUAUGAUCCCAGUGAUAUUUUUGUUCGAGCUAUGGGAUCAACUUUACUUAUUUCCUUAGCGCCGUUUCUUUUGCUUUUUGUCUUGCCAAUAGAUAACAGUCAAGAGCGAGAGCCUUUUUUGAAAAUUCUUCUAAGUUUUGCCUCUGGUGGCCUACUUGGAGAUGCUUUUCUGCACUUGAUACCUCAUGCUCUAGUGCCUCACUCUCAUGGCAAGGAAGAUAAAGAAUCACACUCACAUGUUCACAAUCAUGAUCAUGGUCAUGCCCACAGCGAGGAACACGGUCAUGAUAUGACUGUUGGAUUGUGUGUUUUGUUAGGGAUCGUCACAUUUCUAGUUGUAGAAAAAUUAGUGAGAAUAUUGAAAGGCGACAGUGGUCACACUCAUUCGCACAAUCACAAUCAGACUGACAUAAGUAUCGCAGGAUACUUGAAUCUAGCAGCAGAUUUUCUACACAAUUUUACAGAUGGUUUGGCUAUUGGUGCUAGUUAUUUGGCUGGAGAAAAUGUUGGAUAUGUGACUACAUUCACAAUAUUAUUACAUGAAGUGCCUCACGAGAUAGGCGAUUUUGCCAUUUUAGUGCAAAGUGGUUGCAGUAAAAGAAAGGCAAUCUUAUUACAAUUACCAACUGCUCUUGGUGCUUUAUUAGGAACGUACAUUUCACUUCUAGUGGAAGGAAUGGGAGAUUUUGCAACGCUGUGGAUUCUACCGUUCACAGCUGGUGGCUUCAUUUAUAUAGCAACGGUCUCUGUUAUUCCUGAAUUACUAUCAGAUACAAAGUUUUGGCAAUCUGUUAAGGAAAUUAUUGCUUUAUUACUUGGAGUUUAUAUGAUGGUACUUAUUGCACAAAAUGAAUAAUACAUUUUUGUGAUUUGUUUUUCAAAAAUUAAAUUAGAAAAUUUCUAUCUAUUUUUUGAUACUUUCAUUAUUCAAAAUACAAUGUUUCAAUACAUUUUAAACUUUCAAUAAAGUUUGUGUGCCUAUAUUUUUGCAACACAAAAAAUUUAAAUAGUAAAUUCAAAAUUUGCAUUUAAUUAUUACUAAUUUACAUAAGUUGAAUUCGCAGAAAAGUUAUUUACAAUUUCAUGAAAAGAAGUUAUAUACAUAAUUGUACAUAGAAUGACAAGAACUAUAAGGAAAUUACAUUUUUCUUAAGAUUCAACAUUAUAUAAAGAUAUGUAAAAAAAAUUAAAUUCCAGUUUAAA